This is a messenger RNA of Aedes aegypti (yellow fever mosquito), 1149 nucleotides long. RefSeq lists its product as uncharacterized. The coding region runs from base 88 to 1149 and encodes 353 amino acids. The transcript has 6 exons. The record is from RefSeq and is a predicted model, not a curated record. Lineage: Eukaryota; Metazoa; Arthropoda; Insecta; Diptera; Culicidae.
GUCCUGGAAAAAUAUGGAAAAUUUCAAAAGACUCUGACCAAACAACUUGACUGCGGAAUAGUUCCAGAUCCCAAGAAGCUGCUUCAGAUGAAUCGCAUUCUUACUGAACAUUUUUUCGGCGACAUGAUGUUCCAUGGAAAAAGAUAUCCCACGUGGCAAGAAAAGCAACAAUUGGCUGUACAAAUCUUGGAAGAAUUUCCCCAUUUGGAGCAGACUCGUGUUUCGGAAAAUGCACCUGUUGAGUCGUACUUUUUUUGGGUUCAUGGUGGAUUGAACACAGGAUGCCACACAGGUUUGAUCGAAACAAGAGUAGCAAACAUGCGCAAAGACGUUUCACCCGAGGAUCGUAAGUUUCGUCGAGCAAAGAUAAAGAGCAUUGUUGUCACCGAGGAUCAAGUUAGUACCGCUGCGCAUAUUUCUGCGCUAAAUCCAACUCCCGGAAAUGCCAAGAUUAUUGCUGAUGGUAUGGCACAAGCUCACGACUUACAUGAAUCGCUCUUACAAAAAAAGGACGAAAAUCGACUCCACAGCAUCAUCGACACGUUUCCGCACUUCCUCUCCUUUGAGGGUGAGAUGAUCAUUCAGGCUUUUGAUCGGCUUCACGAGCAUCCGAAUAAUGGACCGUCUUUGAGCGCGCUUCUUCGUUUAGGGCUAUUAUGUGACAAAACUAGCUGGUCGCAAGUCGAAGAUGAUGUGCUCAGAGGUACGCUGAGGCUGAUGAAAGCGCUCUCCAACAAAGGAGUGAAAAGAACAUCCAGCCUGCAAAAUGCCAGCCUUGGGGAACUGGCUGCUGAACCCCUAAUAAGAUGGAUCCCGUUUACCGCACGAGAACCCGGAUUCGAUGAGCUGUUGGCUGUGAAGGAGAUUCAACCCGCUGGGGAUCCCCACAUCAUCUGUGCAGCCGAACACUUCAAGAAGGGGAACUACUACAUAGCACUCGACAAAACUAUCAUACCAUGUGGUAACUCGGCUGUUAGAGCCAUAGAGAUUUUGUUCAAGUCGUUCGAUAUUUUUGGUGUUAAAGCACCGGUGCUAUUAAGGAAACUGGAUGCGAUGAUCGCCUCCAAUGUUUGGCGGUCAAAAACGAGCAGCAAACUGGACUCGACUAAGGACGGACUCGCGACUGAGCUAACUGUUGACUCGGACUAA